UAGCCUGUAGCCUCGGUUAGCUUGCUUUAGGUUAGUUUAGCCUGUAGCCUCGGUUAGCUUGCUUUAGGUUAGUUUAGCCUGUAGCCUCGGUUAGCUUGUGUUGGUUUAGUUUCUCUGCAGCAUGUUGUCCCAGUUGUUUUAUGGCUUCUGUCACGUUUGAAUCCUCUGAUAUGCUAUAGCUAGCCGGGCUGCAAGCUGCCAUGAAGCUAGCAGACGUUUAUCAGCUGCUUGAUUAGCAAAAGAAGAAAUAAAUCCACCACACGAGAGUCAAAUCCAGCAGGACGUCAUCGGAUCAUAUCCGUGAGGUUUAAUCGGCUAAAUAACGCACUAGAUGCUAAUGCUAGCAUGUUGGCCGGGGCUGUGUGCAGCUGUCAGGUUAUGAUAGCAGGAGGAAGGACAGGAAGACAGACAGGUGAGCAGGAAGAGAGGUGAACAGAGACACAGACAGGUGAACAGAGACAUCAAUCAAUUGAGAGUUGCUGAUUGUGAUUCUGGGUAUUGAUCCAGUUUAAGUUUUGUUGACUCACAAUGAAAUUAUUUUAUUUAAAUAAGUUUCAUUCUGUUAGUCAGUGAUCUUUAGAGCUGUUGGUCAUCCAUUGAUAUCCCCUCCCUCCUCCUCUUCUCCCCCUCCUCCUCCUGUAGGAGUGUUAUACCUCCAUGUGUCCUGUCUGUAGGACUAUGCAGUGUUUGUCCACUAGGUGGCUCCUCCUCCUGAGCAGAGCUCAUCGCCCCUCCCGCCCCGCCUCCCAGUCAGUCAACAUGUACACAACCCGUCUCUACAACAGCACGGGGGGAGGAGGAGGGGGAGGAGUCAAACAUGGGCGGAGGGUGGGGCUUGAGGCGCCACCCCCACCCCACCCCCCUCCCUACCCUUUGUACCAGGGUCGCCCCGAGGCCCCUCGUGGAGCUCACUUCCACCCCCACUACCACGCCCACCUGGCUCCGCCUCUCCUGCCCCCCCACUAUCAGCACCACUUCCACACAUAUGGAGGCGGAGCUCCGGCUGGAGGGGCCGCCCCCCCCCGCCGCUGCUGGCAGCAAGAAGAAGACGUGGAACUUCAUCCACGAGAAGAUGAGCUACGACACGUUCUUCACCAUGAAGCGUCUGAUCGAGCGCUCACGGCGUCCCGACGAGGUUCUCCGAUGGGUCACCCAGAACCCCUCCAAGGUCUCCCACAACCACUACCCUGUGGCUCUGCAGAAGAUCGGUCAGCUGCUACAGGCCACGCCCCCGGCACGGGGCGGGGGGGGGCACCCCGAGGCUCCAGUAGGAGGAGGUGACGGACGGGACGUCCUGGAGCAUCAGGACUUCCACACGCUUUGUGACGCCAUCGUCAACGACUGCGCCAAGUUCGACAACUUCAGCAUCGUCAACUGUCUGUACGCCGUCGCCGCGCUCGGUCUACCCAGUGACUCUCAGGUGGUCCAGGUGUUGGAGGUGGAGUCUCAGUCCAGACUGAACCAGUUCAACCAGAAGGACGUGUCCAUGGUGUUCAGCUCCAGCAUGAAGCUCCACAUGGGCAUCCAGCACCCUCUGACCGAGGCCUGCCUGGCCGGUCUGGAGAAGAACCUGGAGCGAGAGCGCCACCCGCAGACGCUGUUCCUGCUGCUCUCGUACUACCGACUCAAGUGGCGCUCGCUGCAGCCGCAGGAGCCCGUCGCUGCCACAGGGGGCGCUAACACCGCCACCGCUAACAAUAGCAACACGCCUGCAAACCCUGAACAGCUGCUCGCCAACAGGAAGAUCUUGCGUCUGGUCAAACACACCUUAGCGAGUGUCAGCGGUGUUCGUGACCAGGAGAUGGCGCUGUUGGAUGAGAUGUUGGCGGCGUGUGUUCGGGAGGCGAGCAACAAGAGUCUGGAGUUGAUAUUCAGCUCUCACCUGUUCUACCAGAACAGACAGGAGAGGUUCAUCAGCAGCCUGGCAGAGGAGUUGCCUAAGAAGGUGGACAGCAUCACUCCAUACACGAUGGCUUUGAUUGCCAAAUACAUCGCCCGCCAUCGGCUGAGAGAGACUCUGCUGCUCGACACCAUUGCAGACUUUCUGGUGAAGAAGGCGGAGUACCUGGACAGUAAGGUGAUCCAGAAGCUGGUGUUCCCGUUCAGCAGGAUGAGCUACCGUCCAUCCAAUGAGGAGCAGUUCUUCUCUCGGUUGGAGGAGGUGGUAGAGCUGAAGGCGCUCAGCUCGCCGCUCGCCACCGUCAACAUCCUCAUGUCUCUGUUCCAGCUGGGACACUUCCCCGGCCUGGUGCUGCACAGAGUCUUCUCCUCCGCCUUCAUCAGCAACGUCACCAACAGUCCUUACGCUCCGAUAGUCCGGCGGUACCUCUCUCUGCUGGAUGCUGCUGUGGAGCUGGAGUACCGAGAGUACACCGGACCACGGCUGCAGGACGCCCACAAGGUCCUGAUGUUUGACCACGCCCUGACUGCUGAUGAGGUCAACCGCAAGUACAGUUAUAAAGGUCUGGUUGCUGAGGCUCUACGACAGCUGGUUGGAGAACAGAACUACAAACAGGAUGAAGUACUGGCCCCGGGAUACUACACAGGUACUACACACUGAGUACUACACACACACUGAGUACUACACACACACUGAGUACUACACACAC
Molecule: messenger RNA, 2609 nt
Organism: Anarrhichthys ocellatus (wolf-eel)
Lineage: Eukaryota; Metazoa; Chordata; Actinopteri; Perciformes; Anarhichadidae
Product: fas-activated serine/threonine kinase-like
Biological process (GO): regulation of mitochondrial mRNA stability; mitochondrial RNA processing
Cellular component (GO): mitochondrial matrix; ribonucleoprotein granule
Molecular function (GO): RNA binding
Source: RefSeq, a predicted model, not a curated record